Bipolaris oryzae ATCC 44560 is the source of this 3024-nucleotide messenger RNA. RefSeq lists its product as uncharacterized. NCBI's taxonomy places the organism in Eukaryota, Fungi, Ascomycota, Dothideomycetes, Pleosporales, Pleosporaceae. The record is from RefSeq and is a predicted model, not a curated record. The coding region runs from base 1 to 3024 and encodes 1007 amino acids. The transcript is spliced from 5 exons.
AUGAAGCCAGUGCUCAUUUCCACGUUGUUGUUACCUAUAGCUCAAGGGCUUUCCGUCCAUAGCAUUACGUCAAGUAAUGUCACUGCCCAAUUCAGCAACCCUCCAAACAAAUACCGCCCUAAGUUCCGAUACUGGUUCCCUGACGCAUCCGUUACACAUGAAUCCAUUCAAAACGAUAUCCGUCAAAUUGCCGCUGUGGGAGGUGGUGGUCUUGAGUUCCUCCCUUUCUACAACUAUGGAUUGGGACCUGCGUUGACCGACUGGUCUAUAUAUGGAUUUGGUACAGACGCUUUCAACAAACUGUUCCAGGCAGCCCUGGAUACCGCGUCAACGCUUCAGCUAGCCUUUGAUUUUGCCUUCGGUCCCAACCAAGGCGCCGGAGUGCCGUCAGAGGUUGAGAGUCCCGGCUUAGCCAAGACGCUUGUGUACGGGAGUACCCAGAUUAAAUCAGGAGUCACUUUCUCUGGUGAGGUUCCCAAGCCUGUCGUUGACUAUAACUUCCUUCCGGGCUUCAUGAACCCACCAGAGCCGUGGGGUUCAAACGAGUUGCUGGCUGUCGUUGCUGGAAGAAUUGUCUCAGAAGGUAAUCUCGCGGACGGUCCAUAUUCCAAGCUUCCCUAUACGGUUUUGGAUCAUGACUCUUUAGUUGAGUUGACUAACGUCACGAACAACGGCGCUUUGACAUGGACAGCUCCAAAUGGUAACGGAACAUGGAUCCUAUUCGCCAUGUAUGAGCGUUAUACAAACCAGCGAAGCUGCGUAUCAGUUAAGAAUGCCACAACUGCACUGGGCAAUGGUUCUUGGAUCGUAGAUCAUUGGAGUGCAAGCGGCGCAAAGAAGACGACAGACUUUUGGGAUCAGCACAUUCUGUCCGUCCCUGAAAUAUCUAGACUCAUUCAAACAGUCACCAGCUACGCGUGGGAGGAUAGUAUGGAGAUCCAAGCCGCUCUUCCAUGGACACCAGAUCUUCCCUCGCGUUUUGAGCGAAUUCACGGAUAUAGUAUCAACAAGUACCUUCCAGUUCUAUUCCACACGACGAACUCGUGGGAUGCAUUGUGGGGCGCUUACAACAUAACCUACACGGUUGGCGACUAUUUCACGGACGGUGGCCCAUAUGUUCAAGAUUACAAGGUUGCUCUUAGCGAAGGCUACACAGAACACAUUGACCACUAUGCCAAAUGGGCAUCAAGCAAGGGGAUCCAGUUGUCCAAUCAGCCUGGUUAUAACCAACCUGUUGACAUGGCAGAAGCUAUACCACAUGUGCAAGUACCUGAACUCGAGUCCCUUGGGUUUAAGGACGACAUAGAUCUCUACCGGCAGUUCGUAGGCCCGGCUCAUCUAUCUGGUCGAAAUGUUAUCUCCACUGAAAUCGGCGCAAUCAAUGGAGCAGCAUACGUCCUUCGUGUCCCCAAACUGAAAAAUCUUUUUGACAAAUCUUACGCAACAGGGGUUAACACGAUGGUUGUCCAUGGCUAUGCAUACAGUGGUGAAUAUGUCGGGACUACAUGGCCCGGAUACACGCCUUUUCAAUAUGCGUACACUGAAAUGUGGAAUCAAAGGCAACCAGCAUGGUCGCAUCUUGAUGACCUGUUCACAUAUUCAGCGAGGAAUAGCUUGAUAAUGCAAUCCGGUACGCCCAAGGUGGACCUCGCUCUGUACUACUAUGAGAUUCCCUACGACUUUGCACAGCUUUAUUCAACAGCUGACGCAAACGCAAACGGUUAUACAUACGAGUACUUGGGGCCAAAGAAUUUGGUUUCUGAGCAAGCUGUUGUUGUUGAUGGUGUUCUUGCUCCCGAGGGACCAGCUUACAAGGCUCUCCUCAUUCACAACCAGACACACAUCUCGCCGGAUGCAUCUGCAGCGUUGCUGGAGUUCGCACAAAAUGGACUGCCUAUUUACAUCGUGGGUACAAUUCCAAACAUCACAGUUGGAUCUAUCGGACAAGAAGAGGUCUCGGCAAAUAUCAAUGAGCUACUACAAAACAAGAACGUGCGCGUUUUCGAUACCAAGGACUUUUCCACAUCGAAAAUUGCUGCAGAUGGGGUACAUGCUCGCACUCGAGUGGAGGGUACUACCAAUUCGUCGGACCUCUUCACUUUUUGGACGACUGACGCCACGUCGCACGCCGAGUAUGUCUAUCUAUACAACCAAGGAGCAGAUGGAGUGUUCAACAUCACAUUUGAUGUCGAGAAGAAUCUGGUGCCCCAAAUUUUGGAUUCAUGGACUGGUUCUCAGAUCUCAUCGGCAGCUUUUCAGAGAAGCUCUUCUGGCGUCCAUCUGAGCAUCCCGCUACAAACCCAUCAAACAACUAUAGUUGCAUUCAAAGCUGUUGCGCCAGCACAAGCAGGAAAGAACGUAGUCAGUCAUUCUUCUAAUGUGAAAAACGUCCAUUUCACAGAAGACAACUACUUGGAGGCAUUGAUCUCCGACAGCUCAUCAGCGUCGUUGUCCUUGAGCAACGGCAAGCACAUCACGCUUCCCAAAGCCAACGCGCAAAGCCCAGCAGCUACUACCCUGGGUCACUGGAAUCUUACAGUCCAAGCUUAUGGGCCUAUCCUCGACCGUGCUACAGUCGACCCUAACAUCACCACGAUCAACGUAGGCACACUUUCUCAACUAGCACCAUGGACGAAGAUCCCAGGUAUCGAACAUGUCAGUGGCAUCGGAACCUACAACAUGAACUUCAACAUCUCAACCGACAGCUCCACGUCCAUCACGCUAGACUUCGGCCCUAUUCUCCACACCAUCAAGGCGUGGCUAAAUGGCAAACAAGUCCCCGCCAUCGACCCGACGAAUCCUGUUGUUGAAGUUUCCAAGCUGGUUAAGAAUGGCAACAACGUCAUAAAGGUGGAAGUGACAUCAUCCCUGUUCAACGCUGUCAAAGUAAACAUUGACAGUGUCUUGAGUAUUGGAGGUGCCCCGACGAAUAAGACUGUCUAUACGAGCCAGGACUGGCAUGAGUUUGGACUUGUUGGACCUGUGCAGCUGAAAACUUACCGGAAGGUUAGAGUUGAGCUAUGA